This is a messenger RNA of Cyphellophora europaea CBS 101466, 831 nucleotides long. RefSeq lists its product as uncharacterized. Bases 1 to 831 code for a protein of 276 amino acids. The record is from RefSeq and is a predicted model, not a curated record. The transcript has 2 exons. NCBI's taxonomy places the organism in Eukaryota, Fungi, Ascomycota, Eurotiomycetes, Chaetothyriales, Cyphellophoraceae.
AUGCCGUCGCUGCUGGCCUACGUGCAAGCCUGGCAGAAGCCCAUCACACUGAUCGGUCUAUCUCUCUUCUAUCUCUGGGUGACCCUUCUACUUUUCCCCAUCACACCUUCGAUCUGGUUCUCGUUCUCCAGGUUUCGGGACAAAUGGUUCGGCAGGUUCUGGAAGCAUAUAGGCCCUCAAAUGGCGGCUGAGCCCGUUCAGGAUCCCUACAUUCACGAGCUACUCCAGCGUGCUCGUGGAGUCGUCUUGGAGCUUGGACCUGGUACUGGCGACCAGUCACGACACUACAACCCCGCUCAGAUUGAGCUUUUGUACGGCGCCGAACCGAACAAAGAUCUCCAUGAGCAACUGCUCGCGAAAUCUGCCGCUGCGGGAAUUGGUCGGCCCAAGUACCGCAUACUGAAUGCCGGUGCUGAACCUGGGUCGCUUAUCAAAGCACUCAAAGACGCUGGACUCAUCAAUGCGGACGCAAAAAGCCUUCCCAAAGAUGGCAUUUUCGACACAAUCGUGGCCGUCAAAAGCAUGUGCUCCAUGCACCCCACCGAGAUGACGGCAACAGUCGCUAUAAUCCACGCACUCCUCAAGCACGGUGGCGAGUUCCUCUUCUUCGAGCACGUGCACAGCGACGCCGACCCCGUGUCCGCGACAUUAGUCAAGCUGACCAACCUGAUCUGGCCUUACCUGAUGGGCAAUUGCCACCUCGACAGCAAGCUUGAUAAGAUCAUUCAAGGAACCGAAGGGUGGGCACCCAAGGAUAUCCGUACGAUCAGAGAAUACCAGAAUCAUCAUGCAUUCCGCUACGUGUAUGGACGAUGCAGGAGGGAGACCUAG